This is a messenger RNA of Camelina sativa (false flax), 1275 nucleotides long. Its product is annotated as F-box/kelch-repeat protein At2g43445. The record is from RefSeq and is a predicted model, not a curated record. NCBI's taxonomy places the organism in Eukaryota, Viridiplantae, Streptophyta, Magnoliopsida, Brassicales, Brassicaceae. Gene Ontology annotation, molecular function: protein binding.
AUGAAGGAAGGAAACAAAAAACCUAACUCGAUCGACGACAUAUACAUAGUUCCCGAGCUACUGGAAGAAAUUUUACAUGGAUUACCUUUGAAAUCAAUCCUCAAAUUCAAAGCUGUCUCCAAACAAUGGAGAUCAAUCCUCGAAUCGGACUUGUUCAUGGAGAGGCGUAUGAAUGUUCAAAAGAACCGCCGGAAAAUCUUGGCUGCUUACAACUGCAACUACGGCAGGCGGCCGUGUAUCCUCCCCGCCGAGACUCGGUUCCAAGGGGACGAAGAGAUCGUUUAUCUUCACUGCGACCCCGCGCUACCCUCGAUGACUUGCGACGGUUUAGUCUGCAUCACCGAACCUGAUUGGUUUAACGUUUUGAACCCCUCCACCGGAGAGCUCCGGAGAUUCCCUCCCGGUCCAGAUCCUGUAAAAGGAGCGCAUGCAAAUUGGCUUUUGGGAUUCGGUAGAGACAAAGUUACGGGCAGCUAUAAAAUAGUACGGAUGUGUUUUGAUGAUUGUUACGAACUUGGUCUUCUUGACGUUGGAACUGGUGAAUGGAGCCAACUCAUGCCACCUCCUCACAUUAUUGAUGCGGGUAGUAAAUCGGUGCACGUGAAUGGAUCAAUCUACUGGUUACAAAUUCGUAGGUAUUACAGCAUACUAACCUUGGAUCUUCACAAACAAAGGUUCUAUCGUGUCCCAUACCCGGAUACGUGGGUCACGCAAGAAACCCAGUUAGUGAACCUUGAGGACCGUCUAGCCAUAUCCAUGACGACCAAAGUUGGUCCUGGUGAAUGGACACUAGAGAUCUGGUGCAUGGAUUUAGAAGAAAUAAGAUGGAGCAAGAAUAUCUCAUGGAAUACAUACUCAUGGAGCAAGACUUACUCAAUAAGUUUACCCCAUAGAGUUGUUGUUUCCCGGCCAUGGCAGGAAAUUAGCUGGUUCACGCCGGUGUCCGUUUCUAAGCAAGGGAAUAUUGUCUUCUAUGAUAAUCACAAGAGGCUGUUCAGAUAUUGUCCCGGUACAGAUGAGAUUCGUUGUCUCUCCUCUAACAUAUGUGUUAUAUCUUCUUACGUUGAAGAAUUGGUUCCACUCCCGUUUAAAUCAGGCCAUCCACAUCAUGAUCUUGAGAAUUCAUAUUCCAAGUUCAGGACAUCCAAAUGCAGGCCAGGUUCUUGGAUAUCCAAAGUUUUGAGAAGGAAUGUUAGUAUGCUAGAUGUUUUGGUUGCCUCUCUCGUAGUAGUUGGUUAUGUCUACUUACCUCCCAAGAAGUUACGUAUUAUUUGA